Messenger RNA from Bactrocera dorsalis (oriental fruit fly), 777 nucleotides. RefSeq lists its product as uncharacterized. The transcript is spliced from 3 exons. Gene Ontology annotation, biological process: regulation of transcription by RNA polymerase II. The record is from RefSeq and is a predicted model, not a curated record. Lineage: Eukaryota; Metazoa; Arthropoda; Insecta; Diptera; Tephritidae. The coding region runs from base 1 to 690 and encodes 229 amino acids. Gene Ontology annotation, cellular component: transcription regulator complex; nucleus.
AUGGAAGAAAAACUGAUUGAGUUUGUAAGAGAAAACAGGUUCUUAUAUGACAAAAGUCAUAAAAAUUACAAAAAUAGCUACCUGAGGGACGCCAAAUUUCAGGAGCUAUCCGAGAAAUUGAAUAUUCCAGGUGAGAAGCUAAAGGCCCGUUGGCGGACCCUACGUGAUAAAUUUUAUAAAGAUCUAAAAAAGGUACCAUCAGGAAGCGGUGUGAAUUCGCCACACAAAAAGUGGAAGUGGAUGGAGAGUUUGCAAUUUUUAAAGGACGUUGAAAUGGACAAUUUGAACACACAAGGCAAUUAUGGCACCGUAGCGACAGAAGGUGACGACUCCUUCCUAAGCGACUUUGGCGAAUCCGCCUGUAGCAGUGUUAAUAUAAACAUAUUUUCAGAAUCACCGCAGGCACAGACAAAGACACAGACACAGACAAAGACACAGACACAGACACAGACUGGACGGAACCGAAAAAUAGAGGAAUUACUUGAAAGCUCAAAUAGAGACUUUCAAAGAGUAACGACGUUAGCUGAGGAAAUGUUGGUCGGUCGCACGGAAAAAUCCGCAAUGCAGUUAUUUUUUGAAAGCCUUGCCAAGCAGGCGGAGGGGGCUAAUUUAAGUAGCCUGGAAAUGUCGGAGUUACAACUCCAAAUUUCCCAAACAUUCCACCAAUUUUUAGUGAAUCGUGAAAAAUAAGUUUUUAAUUAACAUAUGUAUUUUAUAACAUUUAUCUUUUUAAAUAAAAUACCAUUCAUUUUAAAUAUAUAAAAAAGUACAAAGUUA